UCACCACCACCACCACCAUCCCCCCAGGCUCGGACCCUCCAAGAAAAGAAGAGCAAGCAGAAGCCUGUGUACAUCGUGAAGCCCAGCGAGGGGUCCCAGGGGGACGGGAUCUACCUGCUCCGUGACCCCCAGCAGUACGCCCACGCCAACGGGCGGAGUCACGUGGUACAGGAGUACAUGAACAACGUGCUGUUGAUUGACAAGUGGGUGCUGGAUGAGGACGAGGGCAGCAAACGCAAGAUGACGGCUGUGUUCCGCCAGAUGGCGAGGCUGGGCUACGACACGGAGCUGGUGUGGCAGAAGAUCGAGCGACUGGUCAGCAAAACGCUCAUCGCCGUGGCCGGGGAGCUCAAGGUGGAGCUACAGGCCGCUGUACCGCCGGGAAAACCAGGGCCGGCCUGUUUCCAGGUAGACGAAGACACCGGCGCCGAAGACGUCCUAGGUACGCGGACGAGGACAUGGAUGUAGACAGCCCGGACCCCAACAACCCUCAUCAUCGUCGUCAUCGUCGGCGUGAGCGCGACAUCUCCAUCAAGUACAUGGACGUGGAGGACGAGAGAGGGGAGAAGAGCAGGUCCAUCUUCGACGAGGCCGACUACCUGCCCAAGAAGUUCGUCCGGAACGAGACUUGUCGAGUGUUCAUCGAGGGCGAGGGUGAGGUCUUUUUCACGGAGGAAGGGCCCUCAAACCCGAAAUAUUUCGGCGAUUUCAAGAAGGGCGAAGGUAACGGCAGCAGCAACAACAGCAAUAACAACAACAAUAGCAACAACAGCGACGAGAAAAAUGGCAGCAGCAAUAAGAAGUCGAACCAGCGCAACUCCGACGCGCCCAUGGAUACGAGCGACCGACUUCCGUCCGUGUUCCUCAAAGCCGGGGACAAGCCAGGCGACCUGAUGGCGGACGGGCAGCUAGAAGACUCGGAGAACAGCCCGCCCCGCCCCGUGCCAUUUGACCUCUCGCUCCUUGACUCGUCGGACGAGGAGGAGGAGGAGGAGGAGUCGUGCCUGAAGGAGAUCUUCCCAGCGGUGUACGCGGAGUCGUUGGACAAGCAGCGCAUCGUGGAGCGGCUGGCCGACAUCUUCAUCACCUGCCUCGGGGUCAAAGGUUGUCUACGGCUCGGCCCGACCAUGUUUCGACUUUUUGCCAGGAAGUGCCGGCUAAACCGGAAGGGCAUCACCAAUGCGGCCAUAGACAUCUUGUAUAUCGACAUGCAGCGCCGAUGGGAAUACAUGAAUCCUGAUAGGACUUCUGGUCUCAACUUCUUUGCUUUCGUUUCGGGAUGUGUCAAAAUUGCCACCACGACAUUUUUCGGGAAAACCCGCUCGGAGCAGCUGGUAAACUUCGAAGAACAUUGCAGCCGAUACUCUCGUCUGCCCAGCGACCUGGAGGAGGAGGCGGCUCUCAGGGCUUCCAAACAGCAGCAUCGCCAUGGGGGCUUUCAAAGGUUCUCCGGGUCUGACCCCUUGAGGUUACCGCCGGCAGAGGUCAAGGCCAGGCAAAAGUCCGCGACUGAUUGGCCCUACCUUCUGGAGGAGAGCUACGAAGACAGGUCGUUCCCCCAGCCGCACCGACAGCACAAAAACAUCUUCCAUCUUUUGCAAAGUGUUCGCAAGCACGAGUGCACAUUGCGCAUUAAAGAUCCGCUGUUCAAACACAUGUUGUACAAUUUUUUUCUUCUAUUUUGUUUCUUGGCUUUGCCUGCGCCUCUAGGUCUGUGUUUCCUGGGCUUCGUUAGCGCGUGCUACGAGAUCGCACGGCGGAAAUUCUUCGCGCCGGAAAAACACUCGAUGCUGCAGUCGCUGGUGAGCUAUUGCGAGGAGAACAUCAAGCAGCAGUCACUUCACGGCGUGUUCCCGCCGCCCAAGCCACUGGAGCGACGCGAGCGCCACCGGACGUCAUUGGCCUUGUUUCCGCGAAGCAACAUCGCCUCGCUGGGGGAGGAGUCGAUCAAGAAGCUCUUCGACUCGCCCACCCGCCGCCAGUGUUCCUUUCUAGCAGACGUGACGUCAGUGAUGCGAGACCGCCAGCAGAGGACGUACCUGCCCAGGACUUUCACGCAGGCUGGGGUCUUUGAGGACGACGAGUAGAACGAACCUCUCAGUUGGAUUAUUUAUUAACGUCACGUCUUCAGUGGGCGCUGCGACGUUGUCGUAAUCACAACCUCUCUGUUGGGUGAUUUAUUACGUCACGUCGUCAUGAGCGCUGCGACGUCGUCGCACUCACAACCUCUCUGUUAUAACUCUUCUUCAACUUCAAGCCAUGUUCCAUUGACGGAUUCGGGCGGGGAUGUGGGAGUUUUGCUGCAGCUAUCGAAAGCUUUUCGGAGGCAAGCGAAACAGAAGUCCGUUGAUAGUUUUAGGGACGGGGGACGAAGGUUUAGAUCUAUUGCUAUGUAUAUAACCAGCAUUUAAUUUCUCUGAUGACUUGUCAAGUAAUAGUUCAAUAAAGGAACAGACAGAAGUCCGUUGAUAGUUUUAUGGGCGAAGGACGAAGGUUUAUUGCUAUGUGUACAACCAGCAUUUGAUUUCUCUGAUAACUUGUCAAGUAAUAGAUCACGUUAAAUAAAGGAAACAAUCUCUACAUAUUGUGACGAUUUCUACGGGAAAUGUCGAAUCUCAAGGUAUCCAUUCAAGUCGGCGUGGGGUUUUAGUAGUUAAGUACAUGGUUUUACGGCGCUCGCAACUACGUAAGGUCAUAUGAGCGUGGGUUUUUUUUAAAGGCCGCCCUGAAAACAAA
Messenger RNA from Aplysia californica (California sea hare), 2736 nucleotides. RefSeq lists its product as uncharacterized. The record is from RefSeq and is a predicted model, not a curated record. Gene Ontology annotation, biological process: microtubule cytoskeleton organization; protein polyglutamylation. Gene Ontology annotation, molecular function: tubulin-glutamic acid ligase activity; tubulin binding; ATP binding. NCBI's taxonomy places the organism in Eukaryota, Metazoa, Mollusca, Gastropoda, Aplysiida, Aplysiidae. Gene Ontology annotation, cellular component: cilium.